AUGGGCUCGGGUUCCAGCUCGAGCAUGUCGACGUCAAUGGUCUUCACAACCGAUCAUUCCACACCUCUCUACUCAUCGGCAUGGACACCUUCGACCACAGGCGCUUACGCCGGCACCUGCAUUUUCUUGAUCGUGCUGGGCAUCAUCAGCCGAGUACUGCAAGCCUACCGGCAUGUGCUGGAAACGAAGUGGCACGACAAAGCAGUCAAGCGCAGAUAUGUCAAGGUCGCAAGUGAAAGCGCAUCAGAACGCGUCGACCCAUCCAUGGAGAAGAGCGACGAAGCGGUCCUGACUACUCGAGGCAUGGACGAAUCGGUGCGGGUGUUGCAUGCAGGGCGGAGUGCAGUGCAGUCGAAACCAUGGCGAUUCAGCACAGACCUACCAAGAGCGAGUAUCUACGUGGUACAGGCUGGAGUAGCGUACUUGAUGAUGCUGGCGGUUAUGACAUUAAAUGUUGGCUAUUUCCUUUCAGUGCUUGCAGGACUCUUCGUCGGAGAGCUUGCAGUAGGGCGUUACACGGUCAUCGAAGACGAGCAUCAUUGA
Molecule: messenger RNA, 543 nt
Organism: Pseudocercospora fijiensis CIRAD86
Lineage: Eukaryota; Fungi; Ascomycota; Dothideomycetes; Mycosphaerellales; Mycosphaerellaceae
Exons: 2
Coding region: 1-543 (180 amino acids)
Biological process (GO): copper ion transmembrane transport; intracellular copper ion homeostasis
Cellular component (GO): plasma membrane
Molecular function (GO): copper ion transmembrane transporter activity
Source: RefSeq, a predicted model, not a curated record